AGGACCAGCUUUGCCGCUCGCACCGCUGCCGCGACCAGGUGGCGCACGUGACCGCCGGCGACGUGCGGUACGUCUUCGACAAGAACGGCAUCAAGUGGAAGUGCGUCAACCGCAGGCAGAUCCCAGCAGAGGGUGGUAAAGAUUGGGCGUGCACGGAGCUGCAGUGCCAGACGGGGGUGCACGGCACGCUGAAGCACUCGUUCCACUGGGACUACGACUGCGACCCUCCAGCGAUGGUCUCCACCGUGGACGCCGCGGAGGUGGAAGAUGCGCCCAGGAGGGCGGAAGGCUACGAGAAGGUCG
Prorocentrum cordatum is the source of this 303-nucleotide messenger RNA. NCBI's taxonomy places the organism in Eukaryota, Dinophyceae, Prorocentrales, Prorocentraceae. The record is from the annotation of a GenBank genome assembly.